Molecule: messenger RNA, 516 nt
Organism: Candida albicans SC5314
Lineage: Eukaryota; Fungi; Ascomycota; Pichiomycetes; Serinales; Debaryomycetaceae
Exons: 1
Coding region: 1-516 (171 amino acids)
Biological process (GO): translational termination
Cellular component (GO): mitochondrion
Molecular function (GO): translation release factor activity
Source: RefSeq, a predicted model, not a curated record
AUGUCAAGCCGGAUCAAUCUUUUCAGAUCAUUAUUUACAUCAAACUCACUUAAAUAUGGAAUACCAAAGAAAAACAAACUACCUCCAAGACCUAAACAUUUAAUUAAAGAGGAGGAUAUAGAGGAAAAAUUUUUGCAUGGAGGGAGGGGACCUGGAGGUCAAAAAAUUAAUAAAACGAAUAGCAAAGUUCAAUUAACACAUAUUCCUACAGGUAUGGUGGUAUCUUGUCAAGCAACUAGAUCUCAAGAACAAAAUAGAGCGAUUGCAAGAGAGAAACUAGCUUUAAAAUUGGAUGAUUUUUAUAAUCCUGGAACUAGCAGAAAUGCCGUGCUAAUGGAAAGAGCUCAAAAAGUGAAACAAAGUAAGUCUAAAAAGUCCAAUCGGAAAUACAAAAAAGUUGAAGAUGAAAAUAUACAGAAACAAAUGGAAUUAUCAAAACUAGAAGAAUCGUUAAACAUAAAAGACAUUGAUGAUGAAUUUGAUGACUUUAUCAAAAAUGCUAAAGUGGAUUUAUAG